This is a messenger RNA of Haliotis rubra (blacklip abalone), 843 nucleotides long. RefSeq lists its product as uncharacterized. The record is from RefSeq and is a predicted model, not a curated record. The transcript has 5 exons. Bases 1 to 843 code for a protein of 280 amino acids. NCBI's taxonomy places the organism in Eukaryota, Metazoa, Mollusca, Gastropoda, Lepetellida, Haliotidae.
AUGGCGCACAACGACAACGCCACUGGCAUCAUUGUGUUGACGGGAAGACCCUACCCAGAGCAGAUAGAGAUGUUCCCUACUCCUGACAGGAUCCAAUAUGACUAUGGUCAGCUCUUGUCAAUCAGAUGUACAGGCAGGAUUGGGAACCAGUUUGAUGAGAACAACCUCCAGAACCUGUGGACAUGGGAGUGGCGAUCUGUAAACAGCGAGUUCAGCUCCUGGACACGGUACCCCAACGACCAAAACAUCACCUACGACCGUCCUACUUCAGUAGCGGAAUCCGGGUACUCCAUGCAUGUCAGCAAGACAACGACAGAAACAAAGGAUCACGACUACCUCCGAACUGCUUUAUGUCUUUUCUUAGGUCAAGCACCACCAGGUGGAGUAACAGGCGCCCCCGGACAGAAUACAGGUGACGCAGAACCAGAACUAUCAUCUCAUCCCGAAAGUGCCACUGGGGCAAGCCUGACCGCUUCACCAAGCCAAAUAACAAUCGGGGGCAGAAACCCAACAUCUCAGUUGACUGUCGGGUGCAGGCCAAAUGCACCUGGGAUAACUACAGUGUAUGGCAUGGAGAUUGGCAAGAAGUCUUCUACUGGCACUGAUCACACUAUAAUACGAAUGACCAACACAGAUUCGUCAGUUCAAGUAGUGGACACAGGUCUACAGCAGCGGAUGACAGCCUCGGGUUCUAUCAGUGGAGCAACAGGCAACAUACAGUUCAUCCUGACAGAUCUGAGAUGUGCUGAUGCUGCUUCUACAUACUACUGCAAAACUGUACACUUGGUUGGCACAGAUGGAAAUGAUGAGGCAACUAUAAACAUCACAGCUGGAAGUGUGUAA